Molecule: messenger RNA, 1632 nt
Organism: Fusarium sp. VM40
Lineage: Eukaryota; Fungi; Ascomycota; Sordariomycetes; Hypocreales; Nectriaceae
Source: the annotation of a GenBank genome assembly
AUGCGCUUCACUUGGGCUGCUGUUUUCGUGCCGUUGCUGAGGCUAACAGAGUGCACCCCAGUCAUCGACCUUGGGUAUGAGCUGUACCAACCCACCGAGUUCAAUGAACGAUAUGGUUACUGGAACUUCUCCAACAUCCGUUAUGCCGCGCCUCCAGUAGGCCAUCUGCGGUUUCAGGCGCCCCGACCUCCAGCCAAGAAUAGGGCCAUCGUUCAAGACGGUCGGGAAACUCGCAUUUGCCCGCAAGCACAGCCAGCUUGGAUGGCGACCACUCCGCAGUGGCUCUUUGCCUAUCUCACAAAAGGUAUCCAACCCAACGGCACUAACUCUGCCAACAUGUCUCUAUUGCCAGCUCGGGAUCCUCGUGAGAAUGAAGACUGUCUGUUCUUGGACAUCUUUGCCCCCAAGACCGCGCUGGAUAAUGUGAAGAAUGGUACCGGUGCUCCAGUCAUGGUAGAGAUUCAUGGUGGAGGCUACGUCCAAGGUUCCAAGUCUGAGUCCAAUCCGUGGGGCCUUCUUCGUCGCGGCAAAAACGUCACAUCUGAAGAGUUCUUGUACGUCAGAAUUAACUAUCGGUUGGGCGCUUUCGGCUUCAUGUCGGGUCCCACGUUCCAACAGGAUGGUACCCCAAACGCAGGGCUGCUCGACCAGAGAAAGGCUCUCCAGUGGGUGCAGGAUCAUAUCCAUCGAUUCGGAGGAGAUAAGAACCGUGUUACCGUCAUUGGCUCUUCGGCUGGUGCAGGCUCAAUCAUUCAUCAGGUGACAGCUUUCGGCGGCGAGCACUCUCAACGUCUCUUCCACAGAGCCAUACCUCUAUCUUCAGCAUGGUUCCCGAGUCCAGCGGCCUUCCAGCAGGAGGAAGCAUUUCACAAGUUUCUGCACCUCGCCAAUGUUGCCAGUCUAUACGAGGCUCGCGCUCUGUCCACAGAAGAGCUCAUCCAUGCCAACGCUGUCCAAAUCCUCAACGCCGCUCACGGUACUUUUGUGUUCGGUCCCACGAUCGACGGCGACUUAGUUCGCGAUGAUCCCAGGUCUCUCCUAGCUACUGGCCGAUUUGAUAAAUCUGUCGAGGUCUUCAUGGGACACACCCCCAAUGAAGGGCUUGGCUUUAGCCCGCCGGCUGUAACCGACGCAGAAUACGUGCAAGGGCUCCAGGACCUGUUCCCGCAUGCUAUUCCGCGGGUCAUCGAUCACAUUGCUGACACACUCUAUCCUCCUAUCUUCAACUCUUCGCUUUAUCCGGACAACGUUAGGCGCAUGGGGCUAACGGUAACCGAAGCUGCGUUCACUUGCGCAGUGCCUGCACUUGGCCAUGGCUUAGCCAGGGCGAACUCCUCGGCCUAUGGCUACGUACUUGAAGAUGGGUUCGGACUUCAUGGGUCAGAGGGCGCGUUUGCGUACUAUGAUGGGAACGAUACUGUGAACAGGACUUUGGCCUAUACUCUACAGGACUACCUGACUACCUUUGCCGCUCACGGCUUGCCCAAGAGUGAGAUCGAUGAGCUGGAGCGAUUGGUACCCUAUGGUGAAAAUGGAAAUAUCGUACGAAUGUCCUCUGCUGGUAUAAAUCAGGAGAGAGACCCUGCUGCUAAUGCGCGGUGCGAAUGGUGGCAGCUUGGUCUUUAUAGAUGA